AUGGCUCCCCCCGAGGUCAACAAGCCAAAGUUCCUUGCGAACUGCGGCGCGUUCGACCGGUACCUGAAUGAUGCCCCCUCUGGUGUGUUGGCCCUCCCAGCAUACGAAAGAAAACCCUUCCAGAAGACCGUUGGGCUUCGUGAGCACCUGAAAAAGGCCCAUAGCGAGGACGGCUUUGCUCCCGUUACGCUGAAGGCCGGAAAUCUAGAUAAGGCCACGAAGGAUGCGGCAAAGGCCUUUUUCAAUGGUCUUUAUAGCCGCGGAGCCUCGCAGGCUACCCCUGCUGCCGCCGCCCCCGCCCCGGCUAAGCACCCUCUUCCACUGAAGAGAGGUAGAAUGGUGAACAAGGGUGAAGUCCUCCGGAUUUUGGGUAUUAAUGCCCGAAAGGAUCUUCCCUGCGCCGCCUGCAAGGCUGCAGGAUGCAUCUACAAUAAGGCGAUCUGUGAUCAUCUGGCUACCUUUGAUAUCCCUAUGGAAAGCCAGGUUGGGGAACUAGAUGAGGCUUAG
Molecule: messenger RNA, 507 nt
Organism: Penicillium daleae
Lineage: Eukaryota; Fungi; Ascomycota; Eurotiomycetes; Eurotiales; Aspergillaceae
Exons: 4
Coding region: 1-507 (168 amino acids)
Source: RefSeq, a predicted model, not a curated record